ACCUUUUUAUAUUUGACAAAUGUCCACAACUCAACAUCAGGUGAUGAUGGAGUCAUCUCUGGCCCUCGGCAGACUGGAGCUGACCCCAAGCCCUGCCCCUGUUGGGGUUAACCUGACCCCGCGGCUCUCCGGAGGCGCCCCCGCCAAAGACAAGUCCGGCCAGCGGGCUGUAGGGCUUCAAAGCCCGGCUCACCUGAACGGCUGCGUCCCGCUGUCACACCAGGUGGCGGGUCACAAGUACGGCGUGGACAAAGUGGGUAUUUUGCAGCACCCAGAUGGAACAGUCCUGAAGCAGCUUCAGCCUCCACCAAGAGGUCCACGAGAGUUACAGUUUUACAGCAUGGUGUAUGCAGAGGACUGCUGUGAUCCUUGUCUUCUAGACCUCCAGAACUAUCUGCCCAAAUAUUACGGGACCUGGUCUUCUCCUGACAGCGCUAAUGACCUGUACCUAAAGCUGGAGGAUGUGACUCGGCGCUUCAUCAAGCCGUGCAUCAUGGAUGUGAAGCUGGGCCAGAGGAGCUACGAUCCGUUUGCAUCACAGGAGAAACGAGAACAGCAGAUCAGAAAAUACCCACUGAUGGAGGAGAUAGGCUUCCUUGUUCUCGGCAUGAGGGUGUAUAAGAUGUGCAGUGACUCUUUUGACACCUAUGACCAGCACUAUGGAAGGGGACUGGUUAAGGAGACCAUUAAAGACGGGUUGGCUAAAUUCUUCCAUAAUGGAGUGAGUUUGAGGAAGGAUGCACUGUCGGCUAGCAUCCGCAGAGUACAGCAGAUCCUCCAGUGGUUCGAGUCCCAGCAGCAGCUCACCUUCUAUGCGAGCUCCCUUCUCUUUGUUUACGAGGGCCUUUCCUCUCCUUUCUCCUCGUCUUCUCUUUCUUCCCUCCUCAGCAGUUCAACGAUCAGUCCAACUACGAUGAAAACCACCACAAUGGCCGGUGCCUGUGAACGUGGUGGGGAGGGAAAAGCUGAACAGGAAGGGUCAGGGCAGGAGGAGGGGAUGGCUGAGUACAACAACAACAACAUUCAGGUGGCAGUGCCCUGGGACUACAGCCUGGCCACCGCUAUUUACACCAAUCACAGGAAAGGUGGCGACCACCACAGUGCCAAGGGUCAUCUCCACAGCAGCAGCGGAGAUGGUAGUUUUGGGCAGAAUACAGAAUGCUCAGUUUCUGGAGAUAACAUCUCAGCACUGUGGGAAGAAGACAACUCUGCAUGGAAACGAAGAGUGGAGCUGCAACAAGCACCUAAUGGAAAUGGAAACAAAUCACAACUGGAAGGGGAGGAUGAGGAUGAAGAGAGCAAAGACAGAAGCAGCAGCAGGAGGAGAGAGGAGCAGUUGAAAGGACGAGGGGGUGAUGCAAUGGAUGGGGGUACAGGGGACAUGCAAGUUGAGGUCAGGAUGAUCGAUUUUGCCCACGUUUUCCCGAGUGACAGCCAUGAUCAUGGCUACAUCUAUGGCCUAAAACACCUGCUGACAGUGCUGGAGCAAAUGCUCUGUGACGCUGCGUAGAGCUUCCCCUUACCUGCUCAAACAACUAGUGUCUCCUCAUGUCAACCCUCCUUUUUUCUCAAAAGAUACAGAUCUUCAGAGGAGCAAAGGAAAAGUCAAAGAAGUGAAUAUUAAAUCAAAACAAAAUCACCAUCAUCAUCAUCUCACAAGAUUGUGAUGGUCUGUCAGUGUGUUUCUCUUUGUUUGGAUGUCUUGUGAGCAGAGUGGAGGUAGUAGAGGCUGAUAGCUGUUAUUAGCAGCUCUUCAUGCACUAAUCAAUCUAUGAAGGCAUUACGACCCUGUACUUGAACACAACAUCUUCAGCUGAUAGUUUACUGAUGCUCACAGGCGCCACAGUGUCACAUGGCUUCCCCUGUGGUCCAUUCAGCUGAAAAAGGGGUUUGCUUGUUAUAUUUUGACACCAUGGCCACUGAAAAUAAUUCCUUGGUUUUUAUUAAAUUCAAUACACCUCAGAUGAGGGGUGGAUGAGGUGACAAUACAUAGUGUGGAGCCAUUAGAAUUUGUCAACAUCAGAGAUUUUUCUACAGUUCUGACCAUAUAAUAUUUUCUGUUUUUUUGUACCAUUGUGGCAGCACAACCUAUUAGUAGCAAACUAAGAAUCAAAAAUGGAUUUGUAUGUCUCACAUAAUCCAUUCAUAAAUUCCUCGGGCAGACCAAUUCCUCAUCCUUUCUGUCAGGGGUCAUGGGUAUGCUGAUGUGCAGGCUCAGUAGCUGUUAAGAUUUUAUGGGCUGGCAGUGAGUCCCCACAUUGAACAGGAAUUUUUUGAAGGCUGUUCAAGGAUAGUGGCGCCACGGGAGUGGGAUUUGAUCCGUGUUAUAUAAAAAGUUAUCAUCAUGAAAAUAGAUUUUUCAGUUUUAGUGAAUACAAAGUGAAUGUCAGAAAUUGUUUGGUUUGUUUUUUACGAUGUGUGCAAGGGUUGAUCAUAAAAAUACAAGAGCAUUUCUCUUGCACAGACACUGAGCACGUCACAGUCAUGCACGUGCAACAUGUAUGAGCUGUAGCUCUCAUAAGUCAGGAUGUCACGUGACCCUGUGCUCCAGAGCACCUACCUGCCUUCGUGCUAUAGUUCAGGUGGUUUUGCCCAAAUGUUCUCCCUCAGACACCUCAGGAAGAUACUGACGCACCUUGUUGAUAUGUGGUGUCGUGCAACAUCCAAACUUCUGUCAGUUAUAACUCACACAGUUUUCAUGUGUGUAAAUGUGACAUGUUUGAUGCACGUGCACGAGGAACGGUCUCGGUAUUUUAUGAUCAAUCCUCAUGCUAUCAGAUCAUGCAGUCGGCCUUGUAAACUACCAACACUACUUUUAGAUAUGGCUCAGUCCAAUUUGAUCGUGACACGCUGGUCACCCAGCCGCACCUACACUCAUCCACAGUGGUUAACUGGAUCUGGUUCAUUUAUGUUUACAAGUAUACAGUGAAAUGACAAACAUACCAGGGCUGGGAAACAGAUGCCACAGUUCAUCUGGAUUCAGAAUGGCUCAUUGAGGCUUAAAGUUUGAGAGCAUGUGGUAAAACAAGAAGCCUGAAGAAAGUUGAAAUUUAAGUCGGGUCGUCCUUUUGUGUUCUUGUUUAAACCACUGUCUACAAGUAUUUAACUCAGGUAUUUACUGUUAAAAAAUACUUAUUAUUACUCCUAUUAUCCUCUCAGCAAGAUCUGAUCCUCAUGCUGUCUAGUUCAGUUGAGAACAGUUGUUUUAUAUAGUUGAUGUUCAUCUUAUCUCAUAAUUGACCUUAUCUCAUCAAUGUUGACCUUUGAGUCGCGUUUUUGACCUCUUAGAGCUUACACAUAAAGUAUUGUCUUCUACUGUGGCUGUUUUAAUUGUUGUUGUAUAUGUUUAGCUGCCAAAUCACCUGUCGUUUUAACAGCCUGUGCUGUCUGGUUCCCCUCCCUUUCUGUCCUGGGUUUAGCAACAGGAUUAUAUUGCUAAUGUAAUACCUGUACAUUGUUCAUGCUCAUGUUGGACGCCAGUGCCAUUGCUCUAGCAUUAACAACGAGUUAUUCUGUGAUUUUAAGUUAUUAUAAUGGAAUGAAUUUAUUUGUAACUGGGAAACAAUUGGAAAUCAGCCAUUUCCUUCCCAUAUCCUGAAGAGAUGAUUGAUUAUUUGUGGGUUUGUUUUUUUUGUUUGUUUGUUUGUUUGUUUGGUUUGGGGGGGGUUGUUUUUUUUUGGCCAUAAAUAACAUGUUGUACUAAAUGACAUAAACUAAUAUGAUACAACUUCCUAACUUCCCUAAGGAUUUUAAGAUUGUAGUAAAAAGACGUGUGAUACAUGCUGCUUUAACAAGAGUCAGUUGACAGACUCAAAAAGUGACAGAAUGCUAAAGAAAGAAAGAAAGAAAGACAGCAACUGAA
Molecule: messenger RNA, 3862 nt
Organism: Stegastes partitus (bicolor damselfish)
Lineage: Eukaryota; Metazoa; Chordata; Actinopteri; Pomacentridae
Gene: ipmkb
Product: inositol polyphosphate multikinase b
Exons: 6
Coding region: 20-1510 (496 amino acids)
Biological process (GO): inositol phosphate biosynthetic process
Cellular component (GO): nucleus; cytoplasm
Molecular function (GO): inositol tetrakisphosphate kinase activity; inositol-1,4,5-trisphosphate 3-kinase activity
Source: RefSeq, a predicted model, not a curated record